AUGACAGGGAAGAGCAAGGAACUGGUAGACAUGAUGGAACGAAGGAAGCUGGACAUACUGUGUGUACAAGAGACAAGAUGGAAGGGCAGUGAAGCGAGAGAACUUGGAGCUGGCUACAAAUUAUUCUACCAUGGGGAAGUCAGUGGAAGAAAUGGAGUGGGUGUGGUGGUGAAAGAAAAGCAUAUCAAUGGCGUGUUUGAAUUGAUUCCAAGAGAAGAAAGGCUAAUAAUUGGAGCAGACUUCAAUGGACAAAGCGGUCAGGGAAACGGAAGGGACGAGAGAGUGAUGGGAAAGUUUGGGUAUGGCACACGCAAUGUAGAGGGCCAAGACAUUGUAGACUUCGCUCACCGCAUGGAAAUGGCUGUGAUAAACAUCACACAUGAUCACGUACACAAGUGGAGGCAGGCAGACGCAAAUUGA
This is a messenger RNA of Penaeus indicus, 420 nucleotides long. RefSeq lists its product as uncharacterized. Gene Ontology annotation, biological process: chromatin remodeling. The coding region runs from base 1 to 420 and encodes 139 amino acids. Lineage: Eukaryota; Metazoa; Arthropoda; Malacostraca; Decapoda; Penaeidae. The record is from RefSeq and is a predicted model, not a curated record. The transcript has 2 exons. Gene Ontology annotation, molecular function: catalytic activity. Gene Ontology annotation, cellular component: nucleus.